Acipenser ruthenus (sterlet) is the source of this 2751-nucleotide messenger RNA. RefSeq lists its product as uncharacterized. NCBI's taxonomy places the organism in Eukaryota, Metazoa, Chordata, Actinopteri, Acipenseriformes, Acipenseridae. The transcript has 5 exons. The record is from RefSeq and is a predicted model, not a curated record. Gene Ontology annotation, biological process: positive regulation of T cell proliferation; immune response; negative regulation of T cell proliferation. Gene Ontology annotation, cellular component: external side of plasma membrane. The coding region runs from base 269 to 1417 and encodes 382 amino acids.
UUUGUUUGAUGUUCUGUUUCCUGCUUUGUUUUGUUGUGUUUUGGAAGUCAGUCAAUGCUGUGUGGUUGCUAGGUUACGUGUUGCCGGAUGUUGUGAAUGUGUGUCGUGCUUGCAGGGAUGUGGUAAGUGAGAGUGGUUGGGAAAACGGAUGUGACGGGCGACUGAUGGUAGAGAGGAUACUGUAAACAGCCAGAAUAAACCAGCAACGUGUUUAAGACUACAAACACUGUUUUGCGUCCGUUAUUGCAAUAUAACAUUGGCGACGAAGAUGGCGGAAUUUUCGUUUACUCCACCGCCUCCUUUUUUGGCUCUGCCUGGCGAACCGCCGGUUCCGUGGGCUCGCUGGUUGGACUCGUUUAAUACAUACCUGCUUGCUAUGGGCUUGGAAGACGUGGCCAACCCGCGUAAGCGUGCUAUACUGAUACACUGUCUGGGCACAGAGGGACAGCGCGUUUUCCUGACACUGGGUCCUGCCUCGACUUUUGAUGAAGCAGUCGGGGUUCUCGCUGCACAUUUCGGAGCCGCUCAGAGCGUCCUCAUCCGCCGGUUUAAAUUCCGACAACGGAGCCAACGGCCUGCAGAUUGCUCUGCACAAGACCAUGUUGCUGUCUCUGGCUCAGCUGGUGGGAGAGCAGUGCUGCCCUGUUCUUACACCCCCACCCGUGGGCAGGAUGUAGCAGUCAGAUGGUAUGCAUAUCCAGAUCAGAGUUCAGUUCUAUUAAUCUACUCAGAGCCCCCCUCAGCACCCAUCCCUGCGCAGUGGAGCGACCAAGUGAAACUGUCUGAUGAAGUCUCCUCUGGAAACGCCUCUCUGCUAAUCUCUGAGCUCACACUGGAGGACACUCGGGAUUACACGUGUACAGUGGAGAUCAAUGGGAAAUGUGUCACUUACAGGAAUAUUAAACUGACAGUUCAAGAACCUCCAAAGAGAGAUUCAACUACUUCAGGAACAACAACGACCACAACCCCGACAACUAGACCAUCAACAACCCCGACAACUAGACCAUCAGCAACCCUGACAACUAGACCAUCAACAACCCCGACAACUAGACCAUCAACAACCCCGACAACUAGACCAUCAGCAACCUCGACAACUAGACCAUCAACAACCACGACAACUAGGCCAUCAGCAACCCCGACAACUAUACCAUCAGCAACUCUCGCUAUCCUCUCUGCAGUAGCCGUCUCUGCUGUCAUCGGCAUCAUAGGUGCUGCAGUCUUUGCCAUUUUAAAGUACAAAAGGAGAGCAGCGAAUGCUAAUGGGAAUAACCAGAAUGCUGGUGAUCAGAAUGCGAGCUCAGACUUGGUUACCUACACUGUAAUCGAUCACACGAGACAGCCGGGAGGAGCCUCAGUCCGGUCAGGGGUCAGUGCUGUGGACAAUACGGAGUACGCCACUGUCCAGAUCCACGGAUAGGACACGUCUCACCCAGCCCCCAGGGAUACAAGAGAGCUUCAAAAACAAGAUGAACCAAGGACUUGACUAACAUUGAUUUACUGCAGCGCUUCAAUGAAUCAUACCAACUCUGAUGAGAACAAUAAACACAGCUAGCCACUAACAAGCAACUACCUGACAUUCUUAAUUCGAUCUUAACCAUUUCACUGCCACUGCUAAUAGAAUGCUGUGGCCAUAUUAUUUCCCCCUAUUUUUGGGAAGUAUAAAAUUCCAUGUUAAAAGGGUUUUAAAUCUUACCUGUUCAUUCGCUAUGCAGGUUGCACGUGUAGUUUUGAAAGAAGCACAUGUUCUAUAACAAGCAUGCUUUUUCCUUUUUAAAAAUGUUAUCAUACUGGUACCAUACAGUAGUGUGCAAAUGUAUUAGAAAACCUCAAGAUUUGUAAUUGAUAUCCUUUAUAUACCUACCUGCAUGAAAACCUGGGGGUGAGAAUUUCAAUUUUCAAUCAGUGAUAUAGAAACAAUAGACACUCAUGUGUGAAAAUGUUAGACCGCUUUGUGCUUCAAUUAGGCAUCUUAAACAACUUCUAAAAAGUGUCACGCAUUUUAUCAUUUGUGGCUUUGUGUUCUUUUUCUCUUACUAUUUAAUAAAUUGCAUGUGUGGCCUAUUAAAGGCAUCAAUUAAAUAAGACAAUCACUGUUGGUUUUGACAAUUUCCAGUGGUUUGAUUUCCUAUGCACAACAAAUGAACACAGCAGAAGCAAUGGGGUGUUGUAAUCCAGGUGCGCACUGCUGUACUAGUUUGCAUGCCUUACUUUGGAUACACACACACAAGUCCCAAGCUGAGCUCCUGCAGGUGGUGUGAUCCCAGCCUCAAAGAGAAGCCAGUCCUCCUCAUUGCAGUGUUCAUCCACAUUGUUAAUGAGAGCCUUUACAGCAGGAGAUCGCUCACCAGCAGAGAUGCGUCAUGAAAGAGGCCACAGGGCCUCUUGCUUCAUUACUGCAAGCCCUUGAAUGCAUGCACGUGUAGCAGGGAGGGAGUAGGGGGGGGGGGUUAGGUAAGCAGUUGAAUUCAGGUCCCGAGCCUCGCUUCCUUUUGCACCUGCUCCGAGACAGGCUGCUGGGUGUAAAACUUGACUGCUCUGCUGGAUUGGAGAGUAAAGCAAUACUUCCACAUUCAAACUCAUUUGAUUAGAUUGUAUAGGCCUGUGUUCAUUUAUUUCACUUUGAACAAACACUUGUGCUUGCUAAGGUUUGCUAGCUGUCUUCUCUCAUCCUUGUGGCAGCUGUGAUGUACCUUUAAUGCUUAUCCCAUCAGACCAUGUGGAAUAUUAAUAAACAUAGCCAUCGCUGCUUUG